AGUGUUUCAAUUCAUAGAUGAAGCUUCAAUGGGUGAGGAGGGAUUUCGAGUCACUUUUGCGGAAAAUGUGCGUUACUACAAGAGCAGAGCCACUUGCACGACUCUGGCCUACCUGGCUUGGCUGCGCUUCUUCUACUUCGCUGUCUCCCCUGCUUCCUCCACCCUCCACUGCUUUCAUUGGCCCAUGGUUUUGGAUCUGAGUCUUUCCUCUUCAUUCCUUUACUUCCUCAUCUUACUUCCGGCUUUCAUCAAGUUGUACCGGAUUCACAACCUGCUCCACACAAUUUGCAACCAACAUACUCAUAUCUGUCAACGGAUCUGGGAGGCCAUGAACCAAAAUGGUCAGGCUGGAGCUUUGAAUGAUGGGGUCGGGUUCGAUUUCGGGGUCCAGGUCAGGGCGCUUACCGAUGAUUCAUUCAGUGGUGGGGAGAUCAAAGUGUACGGAUGCGCCAUCGCCUUUGCUCUGUUCGCUGUUACUGCCUUUGAACUCUACCCCUGGCAACAUGGUUGAUAGAGCUAUGUCCUUCUCCAUUUCAAUAGAUAGCAUAGUGAUGGGGAGAUGAAAGUUUACGUAUGCGCCAUUGCCAUUGCGCUGCUUGCUGUUACUGCCUUUGAACUUGACGCCUGUAAGUAUGUGCUAUGCAACUGACAUUGCACAUCCAUUGCCGCCUUACUAUAUAUAUAUACAUGUGUGUUGUUGCUUUAAAUUCUGAUCCACACCCCAUAAUUGUUUCUCAACACCUUACUGUUCAUGCUUCUCCAUUCUUUGAUUCUACUCUCUAACGAUUUCUUGUUGAUGCCCUUCAGUACUUGAACGUUAUGCACCUAGAUAUUGUCCAUGCUAUCAAUUUUUACAUGUAUAUUAUCAAUUUCUUGUUGUCAAAGUAUUCUUCGUUAUGUUAAGAUUAUCAUUUCCUUCGGGAAUUUGUUGUCGCUGGCAA
Molecule: messenger RNA, 941 nt
Organism: Cucurbita pepo subsp. pepo (vegetable marrow)
Lineage: Eukaryota; Viridiplantae; Streptophyta; Magnoliopsida; Cucurbitales; Cucurbitaceae
Source: RefSeq, a predicted model, not a curated record